AUGGGUUUACGACUAUGCGAACCGGUUAACACUGACUGUGGGACAUUUGUGCAAUCCAUCAAAACCAAUCUUGAAGCCCUGCAAGCCCGCAUUACCAAAGCAUGCAGCGUCGCUGACCGUGACCCGGAACAGAUCACCCUGAUUGCCGUGUCAAAAACCAAACCCAGCAGCCAGGUCCGUGAAGCGGCAGCACUUGGUUUAAAACAUUUUGGCGAAAACUAUCUGGACGAAGCUGUCACUAAAAUCUCUGAUUGUGCAGACCUCAAGCUGACCUGGCAUUUCAUCGGCCGCAUCCAGAGCAAUAAAACCCGCACCAUCGCCGAACAGUUUGACUGGGUACAUACCCUGGACCGCAGCAAAAUCGCCCGCCGCCUCAAUGAACAAUGCCCGGCAGGCAAACAGCUUAACGUGCUGCUGCAGAUCAAUAUUGACAAAGAUCCUGCCAAAGCCGGUGUCAACGCAGAUGAUGCUGACCAGUUGCUUACAGAGGUCAGCAAGUUACCCGCCUUACGACCUCGGGGACUGAUGACGAUUUUAUCUCAGCAGGCAGACCCUGUGGCCAGUUAUCAAUCCAUGGCACAAUUGUCAGCUCGAUUGGCAGAACAGCUCGGUGACAACCAGAAGCAACACUGGGGCACGUUAUCGAUGGGCAUGAGUGCCGACAUGGACGCUGCCAUUCUUGCAGACACACGUCUGGCUUUUAUCGGCGCGGGCAACAUGGCCAGCGCAAUGAUUCAGGGUCUAUUACGUACCGGUAUCAAGGCCGCGCAGAUCAGCGUUGCGGAUCCUGUUGCCGAUGCGCGCGAGCGCCUUGCAGAGAUGGGCGUGGCGACAUUCAGCGACAAUAAUCAGGCGGUCGCAGGCGCCCAGGCUGUGGUUCUGGCAGUGAAACCUCAGGUCGCACAAGAGGUGGUGCAGUCCAUAUCAGCGCUCCAGCCAGAGCAGCUACUGGUGUCAAUUGCGGCCGGAAUCAAUCUUGCCAGCCUAACUCGAUGGACCUCUGAGCAGCAGGCGAUUGUUCGCUGCAUGCCAAAUACACCGGCCCUGCUGGGUGCAGGUGUCAGCGGUCUGUACGCCAACAGUUGCUGCGAUGCCAGCCAACGCAGCCUGGCCGAAAACCUCUUACGCAGCGCUGGCACAACGCUGUGGGUCAAAAAGGAACCGGACCUGGACGCAGUGACGGCGGUGUCCGGUAGCGGGCCGGCCUACUUCUUUUUACUCAUGGAGGCCAUGAUAGACGCCGGCGUAGAUCUGGGCUUAGAUCGAACCAGCGCAACCGAGCUCACCUUGCAAACUGCCUAUGGCGCCGCAUUAAUGGCGCAACAAGGCAACACAAACCCAGCCCAGCUGCGAAAGAAUGUCACGUCUCCCGGCGGCACCACUGCCGCGGCGCUGGAUGUUAUGUUAACGGCUGGCAUGCCCGAUACAAUCAAGGCGGCGUUGCAGGCGGCACAACAGCGCGCAAUUGUUAUGGCGCAAGAAUUUGGUGACUUUGUCUUUCGUUUGGCUUGUCUGUUGUUUCUUACACGUUUUCUACUGCAGGCCUGCGGUGCUGAUUUUUAUAAUCCGAUCAGUCAGGCUGUGGUCAAAGGCACCGACACAGUCUGUGCACCAUUGCGCAAGAUCAUUAAACCUUUCAAAAACCUGGAUUUUGCUUCUUUCAUUGUUGCCUGGCUGGUCAGUGCCCUUGGUGUUGUCGCCUUCAGUUAUCUGGCUUUUGGCAAUGCACCCAGUGCGCUGACCGUGGUCUGGGCUGGCAUGAUCAAAACACUGCUGGUGCUGCUGCAGUUCUACAAAUGGACAAUCAUCAUUCUGGUGAUAGCCAGCUUUAUCGCGCAGGGUUCCUAUCACCCGGCGCUUGCCCUGCUGAAUCAACUUGUGGAACCGGUCAUGGCCCCGGUACGCCGCAUUCUACCCAGUCUCGGACCACUGGACCUGUCCCCUAUGGUGUUUGUCUAUGAACAGCCUUUUGCGCUGUGUUGCGGGCGCGAUCUGCCAGGAUUCGAGCUGGUGUAUGAAACCUAUGGCACGCUCAACCCGAAAAAAACCAAUGCAGUGCUCAUCUGUCACGCCCUGUCAGGUAAUCAUCAUGCCGCUGGCUAUUAUGACUCAGACCCUAAGCCAGGUUGGUGGGACAGCUGUAUCGGACCAGGCAAACCGAUCGAUACAGAAAAGUUUUUUGUUGUCAGUCUCAACAAUCUUGGUGGCUGUCAUGGCAGCACGGGGCCGUUAACCAUCAAUCCGUCUACACAACGACCUUACGGUCCGGACUUUCCAACCGUGGUGGUACGCGACUGGGUGAACAGUCAGGCGUUGCUGGCCGACCACCUGGGCGUGAGGAAAUUUGCAGCGGUGAUUGGUGGCAGUCUUGGCGGCAUGCAGGCGAUGCAGUGGUCUAUUGAUUUUCCGGAUCGCAUUGCAUCCGCGCUGGUAAUCGCUUCUGCCGCUAAGUUAUCCGCGCAGAAUAUUGCAUUCAACGAAAUCGCUCGACAGGCAAUUGCUGCAGACGCCAGCUAUUUCUCUGGACACUACAGCGAACAUAACAAAACCCCCUCUAAAGGACUGGGUCUUGCGCGCAUGAUUGGUCACGUCACGUAUCUGUCCGAUGACGGCAUGCGGGAGAAAUUUGGUCGUGAACUGAAAUCCGGAGACCCCAGCCAGGGUGGCGAUGUUGAAUUCCAGGUAGAGAGCUAUCUGCGUCAUCAAGGGCAGGCGUUCUCGCAACGCUUUGAUGCAAAUACCUAUAUGCUGAUGACCAAGGCGCUGGACUACUUUGACCCCGCCCGGGAACAAAACGAUGACCUUGUGGCGACACUUUCUAUAGCCAAAGCCAAAUUUCUGGUCAUCUCAUUUACCAGCGACUGGCGUUUUUCUGUUGCCCGCUCCAAAGAAAUUGUCGAUGCGCUGGUUGCGGCCCGCAAAAAUGUCGCCAGCGCCAUCAUCGAAUCCGACCACGGCCACGACUCGUUUCUGCUGCCCAUUCCGCGCGGACACAUGACUUUGCGGGCUGACCUGGCGGUCAUUGCUGACCUGGUAAACCCCAAGGCACGGGUGCUCGAUCUUGGCUGUGGCGAAGGUGAGCUUCUCGCCCAUCUGCAGUCUGACAAGGAAGUCAACGGCUAUGGUCUGGAUGUGGAUGCAGACAACAUCCGGGUUUGCCUGGAGAAAGGUGUCAACGUCAUUGAGCAGGACCUGGACGCAGGGCUAAGCAACUUCGCCGACUCAAGCUUUGACAUGGUGGUCAUGACUGAAACGCUGCAAUCUGUGAAAUCUCCUGAGCAGCUUCUACAGGAAAUGUUGCGUAUCGGUGACGAGUGCAUUGUCACGUUUCCCAACUUCGGGCAUUGGUAUUGUCGUGCGCAACUGCUGUUUCUGGGACGCAUGCCGGUCGCCAAACACAUUCCUCACAGCUGGUACAACACACCCAAUAUCCAUCUGUGUACUUUCAGAGACUUUGAAAAUCUCUGCAAAUCUCUGCACCUGCAGAUUAUUGAGCGACGGGUUAAAGUUGUAUUCAGCGACUAUGAAGUUCAUUACAUACUGCUGCCAACAACUUUUCUGAAAGCGGACAUCGCUGACAAAUAUGAUCUUCGGCGCAGCAAAGAUCGGGCCCUGGUCAAUGUCUCUGUACUCGAUCUGCAGGGUUCACCAGUACGGGCAGAAGUUCGCGGCUCCUCAGAAAACCUGCUGGGCCAACGUCAGAACCUGACCUUCGAUGAGGUCAUAGAAGGCGAAGCCAUCUAUUAUCUGGCACUCCUGCGUUACGCUGAUGAAGAAUUUCAACGGGUCACCUUAAACAUCGUGUUACCCAACGGCGAGCUGGCCGAAAUCAAGUUUCAACAGAAAAUGUACUGGGAACAUACACCACUUGAAAUUACCAACCUGUCGGCUGCAGCACCGGAUUUUGAGAUGCCAGAAGAAACCGGCACAACGUUCAUCGAAAACGCGUUGAUCAAAGCCCGCGCGGCGGCGCAGGCGACGGGUUUCGCUGCGCUGGCAGACGACAGUGGUCUGGUGGUGCCUGCGCUUGGCGGAGCGCCCGGUAUUUUUUCAGCACGUUACGCCGGCAGACACGGCGAUGACGCGGCAAACAAUCAGAAACUGAUCGAAGCACUGAGGGGCGAAGUGCAGCGCGAAGCCUAUUUUUAUUGCGCCAUCACGCUACUGCGACAUGACCAGGAUCCUACGCCAAUCAUCGCCACGGCCGCAUGGCACGGCAAGAUUCUUGACGCACCCAGAGGCGAGCAGGGAUUUGGUUACGACCCGCUCUUCUGGUUAGCCGAUCACAACAAGUCUUCAGCAGAGCUGCCUCGCCACUGCCGCCCUGCUGCGGGAGAUCCGGGCCGGGCUGUAACCAUGCUACCGCAUCCCGCCGCCUACAUUCACUUUCCCUGGUGCGUACGUAAAUGCCCGUACUGCGACUUCAAUUCUCACCCGCUACGCGAUCAGGAUGACUUCAGUGCCUAUACUCACGCGCUGAUUGACGACUGGCAGACACAACAGCGCAACUUCGACAGCGAAGCACCUUUCCACAGCGUAUUUCUCGGCGGUGGUACACCCAGCCUGUUUAAACCCAGCCAGAUGGCACCUAUCCUGGAACAGCUCUCGUUAACUGCAGAUGCUGAAGUCACUAUGGAAACCAAUCCGGGUACGACCGAACAUCAUCUGUUAGGUGAUUACCUGGCAGUGGGUGUCAACAGGCUGUCGAUUGGCGCGCAGUCUUUUGACAAUACCCAACUGCAGAAACUGGGCCGUAUCCACAACAGUAAAGAAACCUAUGGCGCCUAUGAACAGGCGCGUCAGGCAGGUUUUGCGAAUAUCAAUAUCGACCUGAUGUGGGGUCUGCCGGAACAGACCGUUGCAGCAGCCCUUGAGGAUCUUGAUGCUGCCAUUGCACUUCAGCCGGAGCACAUUUCCUGGUAUCAGCUGACCAUCGAGGCAAAAACAGAGUUUGCUGUCCGCACACCCAUACUACCCAGGGACAAUGUGCUUGCAGACAUUGAGGCAUCUGGUCUUAAGCGUUUACAAGCCGCCGGGUAUCAGCGUUACGAAGUGUCUGCGUUUGCGCGCAGCGGGUAUCAGUGCAGGCAUAACCUGAACUACUGGUCUUUUGGCGACUAUGUGGGCAUCGGCGCUGGCGCUCAUGGCAAGAUCAGUCAUGUCAGCAAAGACGGUCUAACCAUUGAGCGCACACAGAAGGCCAGUCAACCCAGGCUCUAUCAGGCGUCACCGGAUGAGACACGUGUUCAUCCGGUGACCCUUGCUGAACGGCCAGUGGAAUUCAUGAUGAACGUACUGCGCCUGGUUGAUGGUGUUGAAACCUCAACUUUCCCCCAGCGCACCGGUCUGGAUUGGACAGUUGUUGAAGACACCUGGCAGCAGCUGGUUUCCCAGGGCCUGGUAAGACACGAUCGGAUUGCCACAACACCUGCAGGGCUGAGGUAUCUGGAUAGCGUCCUGGCAGAAUUCUUAAGCCCGGACUGA
Messenger RNA from Symbiodinium necroappetens, 5484 nucleotides. NCBI's taxonomy places the organism in Eukaryota, Dinophyceae, Suessiales, Symbiodiniaceae. The record is from the annotation of a GenBank genome assembly.